AUGGCUCCCACAGCUCUGCACACAAGUCCCCAGGUCCACGCCCUCCUCAAAGACCUACACAACAAAUCCCUCACCCAGGAGUCAACCCUAAGCUGGCCAUCCCUCCCGGCACAAUGUACAACCGAAUUCGACAACAUCAUGCGUGACAAGUUUAUCGCGCUAGACCAGGACAAGUGCGAACUGGUCUACCACAUCCUACGCAGCAUCAACGCCACCAAUGUCGUCGAAGCGGGUACCAGUUUCGGCGUGAGUACUAUCUACCUCGCGCUGGCUGUUGCUGAGAAUGCCAAGCGGGCGGGCGUUCCGGGGCAGGGCAAGGGUAAGCCUAGGGUUAUUGCUACGGAGAAAGAGGAGUCCAAGGCUGCCUUUGCACGGGCUCAUUGGGCUGCGGCUGGAACGGAAGUUGAGGAGGUUAUUGAGCUGAGAACUGGGGAUUUGAGGGAAACUCUUACUUCGGAGCUUGGGGUUGUGGAUUUCUUGUUGCUUGAUAUCUGGACACCCCUCGCUCUGCCCGCGCUGAAGCUGUGCCAGCCACAUUUCCGCCCCGGCUCGGUGAUUAUAGCUGAUAAUACUGUCAUGGCGGCUGAUCGGUAUCAAGAACUGUUUGAUUAUGUCGAUGCCGAGGGCAGUGGAUUCCGUCGAGUCACGAUGCCAUAUAGUGGAGGAAUGGACAUGAUUGUUUACCAGUAG
Penicillium nucicola is the source of this 690-nucleotide messenger RNA. Its product is annotated as O-methyltransferase. The coding region runs from base 1 to 690 and encodes 229 amino acids. The record is from RefSeq and is a predicted model, not a curated record. Lineage: Eukaryota; Fungi; Ascomycota; Eurotiomycetes; Eurotiales; Aspergillaceae. The transcript is spliced from 2 exons.